Molecule: messenger RNA, 1578 nt
Organism: Sinocyclocheilus grahami
Lineage: Eukaryota; Metazoa; Chordata; Actinopteri; Cypriniformes; Cyprinidae
Gene: rassf2b
Product: Ras association domain family member 2b
Exons: 9
Coding region: 286-1197 (303 amino acids)
Biological process (GO): positive regulation of JNK cascade; signal transduction; positive regulation of protein kinase activity
Cellular component (GO): cytoplasm; nucleus
Source: RefSeq, a predicted model, not a curated record
UAUGUCACAGUAAAUCAUGGUAAAAUAUAAAAUAUUUGACCUAAAAGUGUGUUUACAGCUUUUAAUAGUUUAACAGUGUGGUGUAGGACAGUUCAGCUAAUCUUUUAUCCAGCUUGUGUGUUUCUGUGUGUGAGAAUCUUGCCUGGAGUCCUUUUGCGAUUAUGAGGCGAAAAGUCAUGAGAUUCUCCUUGACUUUUUUCUCUGAGGAGAAGUUUUCGAACAUCCUUUUUCAGUUCAUCCCUUCACUCUUUACAGGCCUUCCUAGUGUUUUUCUACUGACUCGACAUGGACAGUGAGGAUCCAGACAAGGUCCAGAUUGGCGAAAAUAAAUUUGUAAGCAAGAGCAUUCUCCUCUCAAACCUUAACACAUACAACCUUUAUUACAAAGGAGGAGCCCUCCAGUUGAGACACAGAGAGGAGGAAGGAGAGUUGAUCAUAGAGGGUUUACUCAAUGUUUUUUGGGGCGUGAGGCGGCCAAUCAGACUGCAGAUGGAGGACGAGAAGGAGGCAGGCAGGCCACGCCCCUCACUAACAUCUCUGAGUGCCGAAACGGACAUCAACACACUCGAUGAGGUCACUACAGCAGACGACCAAUCAAAAGACUUCAGCGAAGAGAAGGAAGAGGCAGGUGAGGAACAGCAGGAGUCGACACACUCCGAUCGGCUCCCCAGGACCAAGAGUGAUGUCUGUGGAAGGAGAAUUAACGGACGACGACUUGGAAUCAGGAGAGUCAAGAGAAACCGAUGCUCCUUCAACGGCCACUUUUAUAACCACAAGACGGCAGUUUUUACCCCAGCGUUCGGCUCUGUGACCAAUGUCCGUGUCAACAGCUGUAUGACGACAGCACAGGUCAUGCGAGUGCUGCUUUACAAGUUCAAGAUUGAGAACAGUCCGGAUGAAUUCAGCCUCUAUAUCGUCCACACGAGUGGAGAGAGACAUCAGCUGAAGCCUAAUGACUAUCCUUUGGCGCUCAGAGUUUUGCAAGGCCCUUGUGAACAGGUCAGCAAAAUGUUCCUUAUGGAGACGGACCAGGUAGAAGAGGUCACCCAUGAUGUGGCACAAUACAUCAAGUUUGAGCUUCCUGUUUUACAAAGCUUCAUUGCUAAGCUGCAAGAGGAAGAAGAAAGAGAGAUGCAGAAACUGAAGAAGAGGUACAUUGAUAUGCAACGUAUCAUCAAGAAAUGCAUGCGGUCUUAAGCUGAUUCAACUACAUGAUGAAGCUGUUCAGGCAUGUAUCAUGCAUCUGAACACCAUCUUUAAAGCACCAGCAUCGACAAAAUGGUGCUAUCUCAGGAAAAGGCACAUAUUUGUAGCUAAAUUAUUACUUUUAUUAUCUUAACAUAUUAUAUAAUAUCAUAAUACAGCAAUAUCCAAAGGUACCAUGACUUUCUCUAAAUAAGCUUCAUUGGAUAAACAGCAGACUGUUACUGUUACUAACAUUGUUUGACUUUCACUCAUGCACAAUGAUAAUAAUAAGCCGUAAGAAUCGUAAUUCAAAAUUUGAUAUAAUGUAGAGCCCAUAUUGUGUGAUUAAAUAGACAAGAAAGAAAUAUCAUUUAAAAAUCUAAUGUAUUUGCC